This is a messenger RNA of Chaetomium globosum CBS 148.51, 999 nucleotides long. RefSeq lists its product as uncharacterized. Gene Ontology annotation, cellular component: cytoplasm; eukaryotic translation initiation factor 3 complex. Gene Ontology annotation, molecular function: translation initiation factor activity. Lineage: Eukaryota; Fungi; Ascomycota; Sordariomycetes; Sordariales; Chaetomiaceae. The transcript has 6 exons. Bases 1 to 999 code for a protein of 332 amino acids. The record is from RefSeq and is a predicted model, not a curated record.
AUGGCGCUCGGCGAUUGGCUGCCUCUCGUGACUCUCUCCGACUUGCCGUCCACCGCAAAGCUGCAGCAGGCAUUGGGGUGCAGGAACGGAACCGCACCAGGCAGCGAACGGCGCGGGGUGGGGAGGAAGAGGAGGAGUCCAGCUCAGCUCCGAACUCCCCGGUUGUCGGCGCCGGGCGUCGCAAAUUCGACGACGAGGAAGCUGAGGAUAGCGAUGUUCCUAGAAUCCUGGGAUGCUGCCGAAGACUCCGAGGUGGAGCGCGAAGAAGGCAAAGAAGGUCGCAGAAGCCAAGGGCCAAGGCGGAAGCAGAAGCAGCUGCCUAAUAAGAAGAGCAAGUCCCAGAGGAUAGCAGAGCGUCAGGUCAGAACGUGCUCAGGCUCAGGGCAGAGGCUCGAUGACGAGGACAGCGAGGAGGAAACCGAGGCACAGGCGCGCGAGCGCUUACCAUUGGCAUCAGCAGCGGGGCGCAAGGCUACGACAGCCGGGAGCGCCGUCCCGAUCGACGCGAGCGAUCCCAGCAAGACGGUCGACCUCUCUGCGCUCCCGCUAUUCAAGCCCGGGACAAAGCUGCAGUUCGAGCAGCUGCGCAACGUUCUGGGCCCCAUCCUGUCGGGCAGCUCCAAGAAGGCGCACUACACCCUCUUCCUGCAGGAGUUCACCAAGCAACUAGCCAAGGAGCUGCCGAGCGACCAAAUUAAGAAGAUCGCCAGUACUCUGACUGCUCUCAGCAACGAGAAGAUGAAGGAAGAAAAGGCUGCUGAUAAGGGCGGCAAGAAAUCGAAGGCCGCAAAGACUAAGACUUCUCUUGCCGGCGUGAGCCGUGGUGGUGGAAUGGCAGACACGGCCGCCUACGAUGAUGAUGAUGCUGGCUUUGGCGAAGGAGAACAGGUGAUAGCCUCGCCGGUAGUACCACGAUCAGCGGCAACAAUAACACCUACGGGCAAGCCCUGCGCGGGACCGGCACGGGACCUCGCUUACAGCCUGUCGAGUCACGGCUGA